AUGUUGAAUGAUUCUGUAAUCGCGUUCUUUGUCGGAGUUGCGACAAUGUUUUCGUUUCAUAAUUUAAUAGUUUCGAUAUUAGAUUACCUACAACGUCAUCGUUAUUAUAAUAAAAAAUCCUCGGCGACUUUGAUUGUAUUUUUAAAAUUUCUUUUCGAAAUUUUUAAUAUCACACGGCUUAUUUGUAAAUUUGGAUUGAUUAUUAUUACAAAAAAUCCAAAUGAUACGGACGAUAUUCAAUCAGUCGCGGAUUUCUUUUUCAUGGAAGCUAUUGCUUUAUUCCUCGUUUGCAAUCUAAGGCAUAGCAACAAACAACUUUUUAUGAGUUCUUUUUUGCUGAUUCUACGAACAAUGUUUAACAUAAUUUAUAUCACUUCGACACGUGAACGCAUCGUAUAUUUACGACUUUCAGUAUCGAUUGAUUUAAUCAUUGAUAUUUUAUCAGUGUAUAAAUUAUUUAAAUACUUUGAAGAAUUUCGUUUGAUUCUUCCCCAUCAACGUCAACUUCGCGAAACCACUACAAUUGAUUGGAACGUUUUAAGGAUGGCCAUUAUAAUUGUACAACAUUUGAUGUUACUAUCAAACACAUUUGUUGUUAAUAAUCACGAUGAUUAUUUGGUUUAUAUUAAUAUUUACAAACCAAUUGCGGAAAUCGUGAUUCAAAUUUCGCUUUCAUAUUUAAUCAUGUUAGAUAUGGAAUUUAUCAAAAAUGAAAAUGAAAAUUUCAUACCGGUUGAAAAAUAUGAUAACGACAACCUUUUAGGAUCAGAAAAUUCCAUUGAAGACCUGGACGAAAACACAAAAGUUAUGGUUUCCGCCCAAGGAUUCGUUAUUAAACUAAUGGGUUUUAUCAAUAACGAUAAUUGA
Molecule: messenger RNA, 867 nt
Organism: Entrophospora candida
Lineage: Eukaryota; Fungi; Glomeromycota; Glomeromycetes; Entrophosporales; Entrophosporaceae
Source: the annotation of a GenBank genome assembly